AUGCCCAAAUACGUUCUUACUGGGGCGGACGGAAACCUUGGAAGCAUCGCAGCUUCCUAUGCCCUCGAGAUUGUUAAUCCGGAGGACGAGCUCGUCUUCACCACCUACAAGCUCGAGGCUAUCCCAUCCCAGACGCUCGAUUUAUGGACGAGCAAAGGCAUCAACGUCUGUGUCGCCACGUAUGACGACAUUGAGAGUCUCAAAACUGCCUUCGCUGGCGCCGAGGCCGUGUCAAUGGUGUCGACUUGGUUGUUUGGUGAAGGACGACGUCGCCAAGCAAGGACUGUCAUUGAAGCCGCAAAAGCCUGCGGCGUGAAGCGGAUUUGCUACACUUCGUUCAUUGGAGCCGGUAUCCAGGCAGAGAAUGAGGAAGACAUCCCAUUCUUACCUCGAGACCACCACGUCAUUGAAAACCUCAUCUAUGACUCUGGGCUGGAUUACAGUAUCCAACGCAACUAUCUAUACGUCGACAACAUUCCCACCCUGUUCGCGCCGUCCUGGAAAUUUUGUGGGGAGCGGUGGUUAACAAAUACCCACGGGAUGGCCGGUGCCUACGUUGCGCGAGAGGACUGCGGCCGGGUGAUGGCGGCUCUGUUGCUUGGAAAAGGAGAACCAAAUACAGUCUACGACAUCACCGGCCCAGAGGCGAUUACCAAUGAACAGGUCUUCAAUUGGAUGUGCAGCCAAUCCGGUUACAAGGGAGAGUUGGUGGAUUUGCCUGAUGAGGAAUUGAAGCAGUGGUGGCUGGAUCAUGGGCUGCCAACAGACUUCUUUGGCGAUUUCUCGCAGAUUCCCAUGAAGCUCUGCAUCGGCGACUUGAUGUGCUGCGGCGAAAUGGUGGCGGAUGGCCAUAUGAAGGAGACGAGCGACAAUGUUGAGAAGCUGACUGGUCGGAAGCCAAUUCCGUUCCAAGAGGCAUUACUCAAGUAUAAGGAGAUUUUUCCAAGCUCUUAG
Ilyonectria robusta is the source of this 954-nucleotide messenger RNA. RefSeq lists its product as uncharacterized. NCBI's taxonomy places the organism in Eukaryota, Fungi, Ascomycota, Sordariomycetes, Hypocreales, Nectriaceae. The record is from RefSeq and is a predicted model, not a curated record. Bases 1 to 954 code for a protein of 317 amino acids. The transcript has a single exon.